CGGACCCCGUGCACCCGGACCCCGUCCUCUCGGAGCCCGCCGGAGGCGUGGGAUGACGGCGCGUGGCGCGGCCCAGCUUUCCUGCAGGACGGGCCAAAAAAGGCAGCGAGUGUUGGAGGCAGACCGUGAGAGCCCGCGGGGCAGGGCCCAGACGCCGUCCCCUGGGGAGCCCUGCUUGGGGCCCCCGGCAACCCUGGGCCCUCGGUGCAGCAUCUAUUUCUCUGGCCCAAGGAGCCACUCUGCGCAGCUGGGAUCGGACUUCUUUGACCAGCCUGCCGUCGCCCUGGCACGGGCGUUUCUGGGACAGGUCCUAGUCCGGGACUUGACGAUGGCCAGAGCUCCGGGCCGCAUUGUGGAGACGGAGGCAUAUCUGGGGCCAGAGGAUGAAGCUGCCCACUCUAGGGGUGGCCGGCAGCCCCCCCGCAGCCGCGGCAUGUUCAUGAAGCCAGGAACUCUGUAUGUGUACAUCAUCUAUGGCAUGUACUUCUGCAUGAACGUCUCCAGCCAAGGGGCUGGGGCGUGCGUCCUCCUGCGAGCGCUGGAGCCCCUGGGGGGCCUGGAGACCAUGCGGCAGCCCCGCAGCACCCUCCGCAAGGGCGCCACGGGCCGAGCCCUCAAGGAGCGCGAGCCGUGCAGCGGCCCCUCCAAGCUGUGCCAGGCCCUGGCCAUCGACAAGAGCUUUGACCAGCGGGACCUGGCCGAGGACCGAGCGGUGUGGCUGGAGCGCAGCCCGCCGGGGCCCAGCGAGCCAGUCGUGGUGGCAGCAGCCAGAGUGGGCAUCGGCCACGCAGGAGAGUGGGCCCGGAAGCCCCUGCGCUUUUACCUACGGGGCAGCCCCUGGGUCCGCGUGGUAGACAGAGCCGCGGAGCAGAACGCACAGGCCUGAGCGACAGCCUCCUCCAUCCAUGCUUUUUAAUUUUUUAACAACCAAAUAAACACUUUAUGUCUAGAA
Nyctereutes procyonoides (raccoon dog) is the source of this 952-nucleotide messenger RNA. RefSeq names its product DNA-3-methyladenine glycosylase-like. NCBI's taxonomy places the organism in Eukaryota, Metazoa, Chordata, Mammalia, Carnivora, Canidae. Gene Ontology annotation, biological process: base-excision repair. Gene Ontology annotation, molecular function: alkylbase DNA N-glycosylase activity; DNA binding. The record is from RefSeq and is a predicted model, not a curated record.